GACCCGCCCACAAUGGCACACAGACUGCGCUAAUCUCCAAAUCCCAAAAAGUUCACCGGUCUUAAGAACAGAGCGCAGUUUCUUUCAUUCUCCCUCAACCACUCACCACAAACCGAAACAACAAAGGCGCAGGAUAUCGACCUCUUUGCGACCGACAACUUCUCACUCCCAAACACACAUACAAGAUGGCACCAACACGACCCGUCGCAUCCAAGGCAUCUGGCCGAGGUGGCAAGAACGCAAAGAACCAAAAGGUUACCAAGAAGUACACCAUCAACUGCAGCCAACCCGUCAGCGACAAGAUCUUUGACCUCUCGGCUUUCGAAAAGUUCCUGCACGACCGCAUCAAGGUCGAGGGCCGUACCAGCAACCUCGGCGACAACGUCCAGAUCUCCCAGAUCGGCGAUGGCAAGAUCGAGGUCGUCACUCACAUUCCUUUCUCCGGUCGCUACCUGAAGUACUUGACCAAGAAGUUCCUCAAGAAGCAACAACUCCGUGAUUGGCUUCGUGUCGUGUCGACCAGCAACGGUGUCUACGAGUUGAGAUUCUUCAACGUCGUCAACGAGGAGGGUGACGAGGAUGAUGAAUAGACUACCAAAGUCACAAGACACAUCCAGGGCUACUAGCAUUCGGGGGUUCAAUCUCAUCACGACACAGCAUGGAUAGAAAAAGGGCAUCGGCAUGGCAUCAUUAACUUGAUUGGCGUGACAUUGCACUACUACCUUAUCUAGUCCAGACCAAAAAAUAAAGAAAAGGUUCAAUAACAUGAC
Molecule: messenger RNA, 770 nt
Organism: Exophiala oligosperma
Lineage: Eukaryota; Fungi; Ascomycota; Eurotiomycetes; Chaetothyriales; Herpotrichiellaceae
Exons: 4
Coding region: 186-590 (134 amino acids)
Biological process (GO): cytoplasmic translation
Cellular component (GO): ribosome
Molecular function (GO): RNA binding; structural constituent of ribosome
Source: RefSeq, a predicted model, not a curated record